Messenger RNA from Fusarium venenatum, 687 nucleotides. Its product is annotated as Rof/RNase P-like protein. Gene Ontology annotation, cellular component: ribonuclease P complex; ribonuclease MRP complex. Gene Ontology annotation, molecular function: ribonuclease P RNA binding. The record is from RefSeq and is a predicted model, not a curated record. NCBI's taxonomy places the organism in Eukaryota, Fungi, Ascomycota, Sordariomycetes, Hypocreales, Nectriaceae. Gene Ontology annotation, biological process: rRNA processing; tRNA 5'-leader removal.
AUGGCUAGCGUACCACAGCAAGCUACACAGAAUCUGCUGGCUAGAGCGCAUUCUCCCGACAGCGCAAACCGCAUCUACUCAGAAAAGAUACAAUACCGCUCGCUCAUUCUUCGACCGACCUCUCCUCCACCAGCUACCAUCAAUGCCCGCGCCGCACGCCGAAAAGCUCGCCAGGACAAGAAAGAGAAACAGAAGCAGAAGCCUAAGCCACUCUCAUCACGGGAGAGACGAAAUCUAGGCCUUCACGAUAUCCCCAAGGAUGGCCAGAAAUACCACAUUUAUGAGCCUUUGACUCACCUGUGGCUAGGCUACGCCCGGGAGUUGCUUGGAAACGACAUCUUUACCGGUGGACCUAACGCAGCAGUGAAACUGGCAAGCGCUGAGUUUCAUGGUGCUCCUAUUCAGGUUGUACGAAGCCAUUGCCCUGGUCGAGUUGGUAUCGAAGGAAUCGUUGUCCGUGAUCGCAAGUUCGUCUUUGAGAUCAUAACUAAAAAGAGGGGAGUCAAAGUCGUUCCUAAGGAGGGCACAAUUUUUCGAGUGGAAGUUCCACUCGAUGAAAAAGUUACAGAUGGAGAAAAGGCUUCAAACAAAACGUUUGCCUGCGAGGUAUUUGGUGAUCAAAUGAUGGUAAGGGCACCAGAUCGUGCGAACAAGAAGUUCAAGGCCCAUUUCCUCCUGAACGUCUGA